GGGCUUAUCCAGGCGGGGGAGGGCAUCGGGAGUAGCAAUCUGGCCAAGAUCAUGGAGUCUUGGAUGUCGCUGGAGGCCGCAACGUGGCAGAAGCUGUGCGAGAUCGUGCGGCUGUGCAAGGUGCAGAAGACGUAUCAGAGCGACCAGCGCCGCCUGAGCCUCUGCUUGGCGGAGGGCAACAGGGACCUUCGAGCCGCCCUGGUCUUUGAGCUCGCCCAG
Molecule: messenger RNA, 219 nt
Organism: Prorocentrum cordatum
Lineage: Eukaryota; Dinophyceae; Prorocentrales; Prorocentraceae
Source: the annotation of a GenBank genome assembly